This is a messenger RNA of Scleropages formosus (Asian bonytongue), 2821 nucleotides long. RefSeq names its product armadillo like helical domain containing 3 (gene armh3). The record is from RefSeq and is a predicted model, not a curated record. Gene Ontology annotation, cellular component: cytosol. The transcript is spliced from 27 exons. Lineage: Eukaryota; Metazoa; Chordata; Actinopteri; Osteoglossiformes; Osteoglossidae. Bases 196 to 2265 code for a protein of 689 amino acids.
CACUACUCGUGUCCACGGAGAGGGUCUUCCGCUGCACGAGCGGCGCUUGUAUCUCCGGGGGAGUAACGAGGGUCGCUUUUUAACGCAGGUUCUGCCAGGCGUGUGGGACGCAACCCUCCGGUCGGACCGUUUCGAACGGAGCGGUGCUGAAACGAGCACUCCUUUCACUCGCGCAUCAUAACCUGGCAGUCCGGCAUGGCCCAGGUGGAGAAGAAGGCCGGUUUGCUGCGCAGGUCCUCGUCCUCCAAGAAGCCGCUGACCGAGAAGGUGGUGCUCAUGUACGAUGAGAUCUUUGGGGUAGAAGAUCCUGCAAAGAAUAAACCACGAUUCUGGGAGGAGCUUUUCCUGAUGAAGGUGAACCUCGAAUAUCUCGAGGGGAAGCUCGAGUCCCUGGAUGGAGACGAGGUGACGAAGAUCCGGGACAACAUCAACCGCUUGUUCCAGCACUGCGUCCAGACGCUGAGCGAGGAGCACCAGAUCAAGGUGGUAAACGCCCUGCAGACACUCUGCGCCUUGUUUCGUGGUGUUCACCAGAAAAACAAGUCCACGUCGGGGUUCGACAUUAUCAACGUGCUCAUGGGCUUCGACAAGGCAGAGCAGCGCAUGAAGGAGCUGAUGGAGAGCCUGGAUGCCUUGCUGUGUGGAGACGGGUCCGAGAGCCUCAAGAGCUUGUGUCUCAAACUGCUGCUGUGCCUGGUGACGGUGACGGACAACAUCAGCCAGAACACGCUCCUCGAGUACAUCAUGAUCAACAGCAUCUUCGAGGCCGUUCUGCAGGUCCUUUCUGUCGCCCCCUGUAGAACGCAGCACGGGUAUGAUGCUGUGGUCCUCCUGGCGCUCCUUGUCAACUACAGGAAGUACGAGUCGGUGAACCCGUACAUCGCGAAACUCUCCAUAGUUGAUGAUGAAAACACCUUGAACGGGUUGGGUAUGGUCAUCUCACAGGCCCUCUCGGAGUACAACAGGCAGUACAAGGACAAAGAAGAGGAGAACCAAGGAGGCUUCUUCUCUGCCUUCACCAGCAUGGUGGGCAGCAUGUUUAUCGCCGAUGCCGAAGAGAAGCUCUCAGUGCAAACCAACGAAGCGAUCCUGCUCGCUCUCUACGAGGCCGUACACCUCAACAGGAACUUCAUCGCCGUGCUCGUGCAGAGCCAUCCCGAGGUGGACAUUGCAAGCACGCCCACCACACCAGUCCCGGCCACACCCACCACCCCCCUGGGCACAACUCCGCCCUCCCUGGACUUGAUGAACUCGGCAGAGCUCCCUCUGGACCCCAACCUCCAGACCAGCAAUCUUCUCAUCACCUUCCUGAAGUACUCAUCCAUUGUCAUGCAGGACACUAAAGAUGAACACAGACUCAAUAGCGCCAGGCUGUGCCUCAUCAUCCUCACCUGCAUUGCAGAGGACCAGUACGCCAAUGCCUUCCUGCACGACGACAACAUGAACUUCAGAGUGAACCUGCACCGCAUGCCCAUGAGGCACCGAAAGAAGCCUGUGGAAAGGAACAUCCCCUCCAGGCCCCUGGUGUGUGCAGUUCUAGACCUAAUGGUGGAGUUCAUCGUUAGUCACAUGAUGAAGGACUUCCCCAUGGAUCUCUACAUGCGCUGCGUCCACGUGAUCCACAAGCUCAUCUGCUACCAGAAGAAGUGCCGAGUCCGGCUGCAUUACACCUGGCAGGACCUCUGGUCAGCUCUCAUUAACUUGCUGAAGUUCCUCUUGUCCAAUGAGACCACCUUGCUGUCCAAGCACAACAUCUUCCCUUUGAUGCUGCUGGUGGUGAACCUCUUCAACAUGUUCAUCACGUACGGGGACACGUUCCUUCCCACUCCCAGCAGCUAUGACGCGCUCUACUACGAGAUCGUGAGGAUGCACCAGGUGUUUGACAACCUCUACUGCAUGGUGCUCAGAGUCUCCACCAACGCCGGACAGUGGAAGGAAUCCGCAAGCAAGGUCACACAAGCGCUGGUGAACGUCAGGGCGAUCAUUAACCAUUUCAACCCCAAGAUUGAGUCGUACGCUGCAGUGAACCACAUCUCUCAGCUGUCUGAGGAUCAGGUUCUGGAAGUGGUACGUUCCAACUACGACACCCUGACCCUGAAGCUCCAGGAUGGUCUCGACCAGUAUGAGCGCUACUCUGAACAGCCCAAGGAAGUGACCUUCUUCAAAGAUCUGGCCCGCUCCAUCAGCCUGAACGUCCGGAGGAAUGUUUCCCUGAAUGCGCUGAGCCAGGAUGUCCUGCUCAAGGAGUUUUCCACCAUCAGCUAAACAUGGGCAAUGUGUCUGGUCCACAUGUAUCGUCUUCUGCCUCCUCGUUCUCUCCUAUCCCAGAUAGUGUUAUUUUCUUAGUCCGCCGUGAAUGUUGGGGGACAGCAGAGUUGCUUCCUACUCUGCUGUUGUGCUUCCAUGGAGGACAGCGAUUUGUUGCGGGACACAACUGUGGUCUCGGACUCCUCCGCUCUCGUGUGGUGACUGUACUGACUCUCUAAAUAGAUAGAAUCACUAGAUUUUUACUGUAAUUGUUACCAGUGUUGAGCUGAUCCUCAUUAAUCAUGAAGCUGCGGAUGGAGAAUUCUCAUUUAGUGCUUCCCAGUGGCUUCCUGUGCUCCUGUGAAGUGGAAGCUCGUCGACCUGCUCCCUUCAACUCCCACGUCCUCCUGGUCCUGGGUUCGGGAAGGCGGAGCUUGAGCAGGCAAGUUUAGGGCAGACCUGUCAUUGAAAAAUAGCACAUUUGCACCCAGGGGAGAAGGAACACUGGAGGUUUAUUAAUGUUUGGCUUUUACUAUUUUGAAUGGAUGUGGUUUUGAUUAAAUGUCAUUUCUAA